Phragmites australis (common reed) is the source of this 1041-nucleotide messenger RNA. RefSeq names its product shugoshin-1-like. The record is from RefSeq and is a predicted model, not a curated record. The coding region runs from base 119 to 529 and encodes 136 amino acids. Lineage: Eukaryota; Viridiplantae; Streptophyta; Magnoliopsida; Poales; Poaceae. Gene Ontology annotation, cellular component: chromosome, centromeric region. The transcript has 6 exons. Gene Ontology annotation, biological process: meiotic sister chromatid segregation; maintenance of meiotic sister chromatid cohesion.
UUCACUCUGCCCGCCGCGACACCACCUCUUCCCCCCGUCGGGCCGCUAUCUCCCUCUUCGCUUGGUAGCCACCUUCGCCGCGCGGGGGCACACACGAUCUCCGCCCCUGCCGCCCUUCAUGGCCGUCGCCUCCAGAGGAACGGCACUCGGUGGCCCGCACCCGAACCCUAACGAUGACGGCCCCAGGUUCCGAUCACUGGCGGGGAAAGGGAAGCCCGUCCCUCUAGCCGACAUCACCAGCACCAGGCGGCCCAACCCCACCAGAUCCAUCAGCGUCGCCAACGUUGUCAAGGAGAACGCCAAGUUGCAUCAUCUGCUCAGCGAGAAGACAAAGAUCAUCGAGGUCAGUAGAGUUGAGAUGCACAAGCUCUGCCUCGCGCUGAAAGCAUCACACCAGCAGAACCUGCAGCUCACACAGACCAAUUCUCAGAUGCUCGCGGAACUAAAUCUGGGGAAAGAUAGAGUAAGCUGUCCUGUUUCUUUUGUGUUUGAGUUUCUUCGAUUGUCAGUACUCAGUAUGGAUUGUUAAUUUGGGAACUAUUUGCGGAUAUAAUGUGCAUCUCAAGGUAUUGCAAUAUGAGCUGUCAUGUACAGUAGCAGUGCUUAAGUAAAGGAUUCAGAACUCGAGGCAAGCAAGAGCAUGGCUUAACUCAGCUUCUUUUUAUUAUAGAUGCCAUGAUUUUUUUACUCAUAUUACGUUUUGCAGUGUAAGAAUAAGACUGCUAAUCAACGGCGGAAGAAAGUAAAUUCACAGGAGAUCAUGAAAGCCAUAACUUCCAAAGUUGCAGCAGUUGAGGCUCAUCGAAUUGAUGGUUCAGUCACCAGUGCCGUUGAACACCAUUUUGUUGAAUCUCAAUGUAAAGCUAACACUUCUUUCUCUUCUUUUGUUGUGGAUUUUUGUACUGUACUCAGCAGUCAUUUUGUACCGCUUUAUUCAACACGAGUUGUCUGUUGUGUAAGUUUAUUCAUGGUGGUUUCGGUCAGUAUUGUGGCAUUCUCAUUUUGCUAGCUUUGUAAUGUACUAUUGUCUCAUGAGUGUUA